AUGGCAGCGUUUCGACUUCCUAGUGGAUGUAUUAAAGAAAUUGAGAGAAUCUGCUCUGCGUUUUUAUGGUCUGGACCUGAGUUGGAUGGAAGAAAGGCGAAAAUCUCGUGGGAAGAUGUCUGUCUAACAAAACAAGAAGGAGGCUUGGGGUUACGACCUUUGAAAGAAGUGAAUCAGGUCUGUUGUCUUAAGCUGGUUUGGAGAAAUCUUUCUGCUAGUUCGCUUUGGGUUAACUGGAUAAAAGUUUACCUCAUUCGAAAAGGAUCUUUCUGGACGAUAAAGGAAACUACUCAGAGUGGGUCUUGGAUGUGGAAGAAAAUCCUUAAAUGCAGGGAGAGAGCUAAGGAUUUCUAUAUAGUUGAGGUUCGAGAUGGAAGAAACACUUCUUUUUGGCAUGAGAAAUGGAGCUCCUUGGGGUGUUUAAUGGAUGUAGUCAGGGAUGGAGGGUGCAUUGAUAUGGGCAUAGCAACAAACGAGACAGUGGCUGAUUGCUUGCGUCAUCGACGGAGACAUCAUCGAGUGCAAAUUUUUAAUAGAAUUGAAGUGGAGAUUGAGAGGUUUAAGAGAAGCUGGGUUCAAGAAGAUGAUAUCCCACUAUGGAGAAAUGAGAAAGUACAAAUUUGGGAGACGCUCAUGAAAGGUGUGCUAAAAGAUCAGUACACUGUGAAUUGGGACACUUUGGUUAGUCUCAUUACUGGAGAUUCGAGAUGGAGCAAAACUCAACUCUUUAUUGAAAGAUACAUGCUCCAAUCAGUUGUACACACAACAUGGAAAGAGCGUAAUAGAAGAAGGCAUGAAGAAGGUUUUGUUCCUGUUGUGCUUUUGAUCAAGCGAUUGGAUAAAAACAUGAGGAAUCAAUUCACUGUCAUUAGGAGAAGGGGAGGGAAGAAGUAUGAAGAUGGAAUGGCUACUUGGUUUGAUACUAGAUAG
Messenger RNA from Brassica napus (rape), 930 nucleotides. RefSeq lists its product as uncharacterized. NCBI's taxonomy places the organism in Eukaryota, Viridiplantae, Streptophyta, Magnoliopsida, Brassicales, Brassicaceae. The transcript is spliced from 2 exons. Bases 1 to 930 code for a protein of 309 amino acids. The record is from RefSeq and is a predicted model, not a curated record.